Stereum hirsutum FP-91666 SS1 is the source of this 630-nucleotide messenger RNA. RefSeq lists its product as uncharacterized. The transcript is spliced from 8 exons. The coding region runs from base 1 to 630 and encodes 209 amino acids. NCBI's taxonomy places the organism in Eukaryota, Fungi, Basidiomycota, Agaricomycetes, Russulales, Stereaceae. Gene Ontology annotation, biological process: nucleoside phosphate metabolic process; ribose phosphate metabolic process. Gene Ontology annotation, molecular function: ADP-ribose diphosphatase activity. The record is from RefSeq and is a predicted model, not a curated record. Gene Ontology annotation, cellular component: nucleus.
AUGUCUCAGGAACCGAAGAUCUUGUCGACGGAAGACAUGGAUACGAAGGACGCGAAGUGGGUGAGCUUGAAGAAGAUACAUUGGCAAGAUCAUGAAGGCAAGAAGAGAGUAUGGGAAGCUGCAGAGAGGAGGACCAGAGGUUCAUCGGGUGUCGAUGCUGUAGCGAUCCUCGCUCUUAUUCAUUCAAAGACGAAGGCUUUCCCUCUCUCUACAGUCAUCAUCGAACAGUAUAGACCUCCGUUAGACAAGUUCAUCGUAGAGCUCCCUGCCGGCCUGAUCGACGAAGGUGAAGAUGGCGAAAAGGCUGCCAUUCGCGAACUUGAAGAAGAGACGGGCUAUAUAGCACACGGAGUCGUGCAGUCAUCAGCAGUUCUGGCCACUGACCCAGGAAUGACGACGACCAAUAUGCAGCUCGUCACUCUGGAUGUUCCACUAGCGGACAAACUUGAGACCCCAGAUCAGAAGCUGGAGGAGGGAGAAUCCAUCGUGAAACGCGUGGUAGCGCUUAGUGGGUUGUACCAAGAAUUGAAAGAAUAUGAGAAGAAGAACUUCAUGGUCGACGCCCGUCUCAUGCAUCUCGCGGCUGGAUUUGACCUUGCAGAGAAGGUUCGUAAUGGUGAUUCCCCCUGA